Molecule: messenger RNA, 1503 nt
Organism: Propithecus coquereli (Coquerel's sifaka)
Lineage: Eukaryota; Metazoa; Chordata; Mammalia; Primates; Indriidae
Gene: CPVL
Product: carboxypeptidase, vitellogenic-like
Exons: 12
Coding region: 58-1359 (433 amino acids)
Biological process (GO): proteolysis
Molecular function (GO): serine-type carboxypeptidase activity
Source: RefSeq, a predicted model, not a curated record
UGGCCGGCUUGGUCUGCGCGCACCGGAGCACCCGCUGCUGCGCAGUACCCAGAGGAAAUGGUUGCCGCCAUGUGGAAGGUGAUUGUUUUGCUGGUCCUGUCCAUACUCGGCCCCUGCGAUGGGCUAUUUCGCUCCAUAUACAGAAGUAGCCAGGUUUCCCAGCCACCUACGGGAGAUGUGGGACAGCCACUAUUUCUUACCCCUUAUAUUGAAGCUGGGAAGCUCAAGGAAGGGAAAGAAUCGAGUUUGGUGAGUCCUUUCCCAGGACAGAAUGUGAAGAGUUACGCUGGCUACCUCACGGUGAACAAGACUUACAACAGCAACCUCUUCUUCUGGUUCUUUCCGGCUCAGGUGCAGCCAGCCGAUGCCCCAGUAGUUCUCUGGCUGCAGGGUGGGCCGGGAGGUUCAUCCAUGUUUGGCCUCUUUGUGGAACAUGGACCUUACGUUAUCACAAGUAACAUGACCAUGCGCACCAGAGACUUCCCUUGGACCACCACGCUUUCCAUGCUUUACAUUGAUAAUCCAGUGGGCACAGGCUUCAGUUUUACUGAUGACACUCAUGGAUAUGCGGUCAAUGAGGAUGAUGUGGCCCGAGAUUUAUACAGUGCACUAAUUCAGUUUUUCCAGUUGUUCCCUGAAUAUAAAGAUAAUGACUUUUAUGCCACUGGGGAGUCUUAUGCAGGGAAGUACGUGCCGGCCAUUGCUCACUACAUCCACACCCUCAACCCCCCAACCCGGCUCAAGAUCAACCUGAAAGGAAUCGCUAUUGGAGAUGCAUAUUCUGACCCUGAAUCAAUACUGGAUAAACUACUGGAUGGUGACUUAACGAGUGACCCUUCUUACUUCCAGAACGUGACAGGAUGUAUUAAUUAUUAUAACCUGUUGCAGUGCAUGGAACCUGAGGACCAGUUUUACUACGCAAAAUUUUUGUCACUCCCAGAAGUGAGACAAGCCAUCCACGUGGGAAACCGGACUUUUAACGAUGGAGCUAUAGUUGAAAAGUACUUGCGAGAAGAUACAGUCAAGUCAGUUAAGCCAUGGUUAACUGAAAUCAUGAAUAAUUAUAAGGUUCUGAUCUACAAUGGCCAGCUGGACAUCAUUGUGGCAGCUCCCCUGACAGAGCGCUCCUUGAUGGCCAUGGACUGGAAAGGGUCCCGGGAAUAUGAGAAGUCAGAGAGAAAAGUCUGGAAGAUCUUCAAAUCUGACGAUGAAGUGGCUGGUUAUGUACGGCAAGUGGGUGACUUCCAUCAGGUAAUUAUUCGAGGUGGAGGACACAUUUUACCCUAUGACCAGCCUCUGAGAUCUUUCGACAUGAUUAAUCGAUUCAUUUAUGGAAGAGGAUGGGAUCCUUAUAGUUGAUUAACUACAUUCCUAAAAGAGAACAUCAGAGGUUUUAAUCCUUGAAAAGAAAAAUUUAAAAACAGAAAAUGUCAUAUAAACAAGAAAAUUAUCUUUUUAUAUCUGCAAGCUGUUUCUCAUCAAUAAAAAUUAUCCUUGAAACAA